AUGACAACCCCCGUUGCUGCCACGACUAUCAAAAACUUUACCACUGCAAAUGAUCCCCCAACACUCAGUCUUACUCCCAAAGAGCAGCAAUUGAGGGAUCUUUUGGUUGAUGUUGCUGCUUUCAUCGAUGGAGCCGGUCGUUCACCUGAGCCCCUUGUCCUUCGAUGGGCUGGGGGCUGGGUUCGUGACAAACUCCUUGGCAUAGAGAGUCAUGAUAUUGAUACCGCCAUCAAUGCCAUGACUGGCUAUGCCUUUAGUCUGGAGCUGCGCGACUACUGUGCUCUGGAAGAGCAUACAAGGAAGCACAACAUUGGUCCCGAUGAUAUGGGCAGCCUCCACAGGAUUGCUGCGAAUCCCGACAAGUCGAAGCAUCUCGAGACAGCGACCACGCGCAUGUUUGGUCUCGACGUCGACUUUGUCAAUUUACGCAAGGAGACGUACACUCAGGACAGUCGCAAUCCUACAAUGGAGUUUGGCACUGCCGAAGAAGAUGCCCUGCGCCGCGAUGCCACCAUUAACGCCCUCUUUUACAAUUUGCACACCGGACUGGUCGAAGAUCUGACCGGAGGACUCACAGACAUGGAGUCUCGCCUGAUCCGAACACCCAUGGAACCUUUCCAAACUUUUACAGACGAUCCUCUCAGAGUCCUGAGGUUGCUCCGCUUCGCCAGUCGUCUUGACUUUUCAAUCGACCCUGCUGCCACUGCGGUCAUGGCCGACCCUCAAGUUCUGGACGCUCUGAAGCUUAAAAUCAGCCGCGAGAGGGUUGGUGUCGAGAUGGAGAAGAUGCUGAAGGCAGGUAAGAACCCACACAUGUCUUUGGACCUGAUUCGAACUCUCAACCUGUACGAGGCCAUCUUCACGGAUUCCAGUGAUAGAUAUUACCCGUCCCCAGACCUCUCCAAGUGGGAAUUGGCCUACGAUCUCCUUGACAGCCUCGCUCAUGACAAGGCCCCGAGAUCAAUCUAUGACAUUCUCGUCACAUCCGACGAAGCCGCAUACUUUGCGUGGAAUCUGGCUGCAAUUACCCCGUACUCCCACAUAAGAGAGGAAGUACCACUACCAAAGGCUAGGGGUACAGUGCCUCUCACUACGUUGGUUGCCCGGGAAGGUAUCAAGGCCCCCAACAAGCUAUGCGAUGUCAUCACUGCAGCAUAUCGCCAUCGCUCUGAGAUUCUUACCCUGAAGCAAGGCUUUGGUACCGGUAAAUCUAGGACUACCGAAAGGAGCACCGUCGGUAUGGCGAUUCGCAAGUGGGAUAGCCAUGGAGGCCACUGGCGAGUCCAGGUACUCUAUGCCUUACUUGUCGAGGCCAUUGAAAAGUUGCCAUCUGACUCAACCACCGAUAAGAAGGAGUUUCUUUCAGGCUGGCAGCGGUUCCUGGACUACCUUGCUGAUCUGGACGUCAUGGACGCACCUUCGCUGACGCGCCUGGUGGACGGCCGAUUGCUGGGAAAAGAACUUGGUGUCCGCCCCGGUAAGUGGAUGGGCCAGGCCUUGGAGGUUUGCGUUGCCUGGCAACUUCGUCAUCCAGACGAGACUGAGCCGGCUGGGGCGAUUGAGGAGGUGCGACGGCGAGCAGUUGAAUUGGGGAUCGAAGGGCUUCCUACAUGA
Molecule: messenger RNA, 1614 nt
Organism: Colletotrichum phormii
Lineage: Eukaryota; Fungi; Ascomycota; Sordariomycetes; Glomerellales; Glomerellaceae
Product: poly A polymerase head domain-containing protein
Exons: 3
Coding region: 1-1614 (537 amino acids)
Biological process (GO): tRNA 3'-terminal CCA addition
Molecular function (GO): CC tRNA cytidylyltransferase activity; RNA binding; ATP:3'-cytidine-cytidine-tRNA adenylyltransferase activity
Source: RefSeq, a predicted model, not a curated record